This is a messenger RNA of Rotaria socialis, 969 nucleotides long. NCBI's taxonomy places the organism in Eukaryota, Metazoa, Rotifera, Eurotatoria, Philodinida, Philodinidae. The record is from the annotation of a GenBank genome assembly.
AUGGGAGGAAUUACUUCAAGUCAAAAAACACCUAAAAUCUCUGUUCCACAAUAUGGACCAUCAUAUAAUCCAGCAGUACCAUAUGGUACGUCUCCACCAAUGAAUCCGUAUAAUAAUGUCAUUAGAAAUUCUCCACCUCUUAGUAAAAAAGAGCAAAGAAAACUUAUUGACGCUUAUCAAACAAUUCAAACCUUCCAGAAUCGAAUGCCUCCCAUGGCACGACCUAAUAGUAUGAGUUCUUUACCAUCACCUUACUCUACUGGUCCAUCACCAUCACCACCACCCCCUUACGGUAAUCCUCCUAUAAUGAAUGUAUCGCAACCAAGUCCUCUUCUUCAACGUGCUGCAUAUGGGCAGCAUCCAUAUCCACCUGUAUCAGGUGGUUUUCGAGAUACAGAUUUUGCAGCUGUUGCUAACAUUGCUGGACUGCAUCCAACCGAUGUAGCACUCCUUCAUAGAGAAUAUUCGAAUUUAACACGUGGUGGUAGAAGUAAAAUUGAUCGUGUUGUCUUUCGUCAAUUAUUACGCGAUGUCCUUGUAGAAGCAAAUAAUGAAAAUGUUGAUCGAUCUCUCGAAAAUAUAUUCGUUAGCAUUGAUCGAAAUCAUGAUGGUUUUAUUGAUUUUCCUGAAUUCGUUGGCGCUUUUCGAGAUGUAUUAAAAGGAGAUAACCCGGAUUCAACAAAUAUUUCUCCACAAUUUGGUCUUUCUGACUUAAUAAAUGAACAAUUACGAGCAAACAUAGCUCCGUCUACUCUUGUUUAUCAACCGUUACCUCAACUUCAACAACCAACAGCACAAGUUAUUUCAGUACCUUCUACCGGCAUUCAACAACAACCAGUUGUUUAUAAUGGAAGCGCUCCAUUAGUAAUUUCAGUCGAUUCAAAUCAAUCAUCCUAUAUACCUAAUAUGCAAGGUCAACAAUUCCUAACACAAUCACCAAGUUUACAAUAUCUACCUAUAUCUAUGUAA